GAACAUAAUGAUUGGAAACAAUACUGUAAAUAGAUUUUUCAGGAAUAAAGGAAAAAGCACAGCAAACCAGCCCUUCUCGACUAAUAAGAAGUCGAUGAAGGAGAAGGAUUUAGCAACUUUCUCUAUGAAGAAGACUUUGAAACCACUGGAGUGUCAACUUGAUGCUAAGGUAGUGAAUGGCAAAGCUGACUGGGUUAAGGAAUCAAAUGGUAAAAAAAAGCAAGUUACCAGUCCAGAAGAUAGAGAUAAAGCAGGAUUUCAAAAUAAGGUUCAGGGUUGUCAAGAGGAAUUCAAAUUUCAAAUUUCCAGCAAGCCCUCGAAUUUUUUGGAUUCAAAAAUUCAUAUAAACACUGACAAUGCAGAAAGAACUAAUCGAAAGAGGAAGAAAGUUAAUUCCUACAAGAAAGGGUCUGAGGAGAGAGAAGUGGUCAUCCCAUGUGCUUCCCAGCUUCAUUGGUCCAAACACAACAAUGGUACCGCCAUUUUUAAAAAGAAGGAGGGUAACAAUACAGUAACUAAAGAUGCUGGAAAGCAAGUAACUUUCAACCAAGAUGUCAGUAUAAUUUCAAACAAGAAGAGGGAACUCAAGAAGAAAUCUAAAAUUGAUGCUGAGAGAAUCCUAAGCCUGAUGUCUUCUACCUCCCUGGAUGUUAUCAAGGAAGUUAUUGCAAAUAAGGAGCAAGGAUAUGAGAGCAAAUCUAGUAAAGGAGAAUUAUGCAAAAAUAUAAGUUCAGGAUUCAAACCCGAUUUUGUAAGAUGUCCCAACAAACAGAAGUUUGAAAAUUUAAAUAAGAAAAAUCAAAUACUGGAUAAAACUCCUGAGCCAACAAGUAGAUCUAAUGUUCUGGCAAGACUAAAGAAGGAGACACUCAAGACAAUCAAGAGCGUCAUAAAGAGGAAGAACACUGACGAUCAGGACCAGUGGUUAUGAGAGCAAGGCAGGACUAAACCCGAGAUUGAAGCUCAAGAAAUUCUCAAAGCCCCCAGCAUUAGUGAAAAGUACCAAGAGCUACUAACAGACAAGGCUCCUGAAGUUGUGUUUCCUGCUCAGUACAAACUUCUGAUCAGAUUUUAUGCAGCCUUAGACGAAGUCAUUCUCUUUUUUAAGAAAAGGGGCAAAGUAUGCAUUUUUGAGGAAUUAGCAGUGUCGGUGGAAAAUAGCACAAAAAGAAAUUUUAACAAAGCUAAUUUUGGCCAGAUUUUAACCGUAUCUCCAGACUCUUACACCUAUGAAUGGAAAGAUCUAAAGGGCAAAAGAGGAUACAGCUUGGUACUUGAUGUACCUGAUAGAGCUCUUGAGAUACCCUCAGCCAUCCAAAAGAGGAAGGAUGAGUUCAAAAACAAGCUUUUUGAAAAAGCCAAUGAACACCAUCAGAAGUUCCUUAGACAAGUUAUCAGUAAGAGACCAAAUCUCAAAGAUUAUUUGGAAGAUUUUGAUCCAAUCCAAAUGGGAGGAUGGUACCAUGAAUUUGAUCCCCACAAAAGAGUCCCACCCAUUGAACCCAAGGAGAUCAUGGGAAAGCCCAAAGCUGCUAAGAGAAGUGAAAGUGUCUCUGAAUUCAUGAAGAGGAAUAGAAGCAUACAGAAGAAGUUUUCUUUGGCAAACAUUUCUGGAAGUAGAGAACGCUCAUCUGAUCACGAAGAAGAUGUACAUCCAAAUGCUCUUUCUUCGAUCAAGAAGACUAAGAUUAAGCUUGAGUCCAAACCAAGUGCUACUGUGAAGACAAUCAAGGGGAUCCCAAUAGACUUGCUCGAAAGGAUCCAAUUGAGAGAAAGUGCUAGUUCUCAGGAGAAGCAGGAGAAAGAACUAGAGUUUAAAAAGAACAAACCAAAGAUGGAACAAGACAUUUUGACCAGACUAAUCGACUCCAUCAAAUCAAUUUACUCAGUAAGAAACUUGAGCUCUCUUCCACUGAAAAAGGUAUUGUCUUUACUAUCAGACACAACAAAAGGGAGGUUCGAAUCAACUACCAACCUCAGAGAAAAGCUUGAAGACCUAUGCUCAGCUUCUCCAGAUUGGCUAAAAAUAAUCUCGACUCCAAAAGGCGAAUUCCUAAAAAUAAAAACAACCUACUCCAAGAGGAACGUAAAGUUGGACAUCGAGAGAUACACUAAGCAGAAGUAUGCAGUACAGGAGUAAGCAAGCAAGGGGGCCUGUCUCAGGCCUACAGCAGGCAGU
Messenger RNA from Moneuplotes crassus, 2179 nucleotides. The record is from the annotation of a GenBank genome assembly. NCBI's taxonomy places the organism in Eukaryota, Ciliophora, Spirotrichea, Euplotida, Euplotidae.